This is a messenger RNA of Phyllopteryx taeniolatus (common seadragon), 5330 nucleotides long. RefSeq names its product mitogen-activated protein kinase kinase kinase 3 (gene map3k3). The transcript is spliced from 17 exons. Gene Ontology annotation, biological process: protein phosphorylation. The coding region runs from base 939 to 2792 and encodes 617 amino acids. The record is from RefSeq and is a predicted model, not a curated record. Gene Ontology annotation, molecular function: protein kinase activity; protein binding; ATP binding. Lineage: Eukaryota; Metazoa; Chordata; Actinopteri; Syngnathiformes; Syngnathidae.
ACGACGGUGCGCGCUCCUGCGGUCACACAUAUCGAAGAAGUAACUAUGCGCGCUCCCGCCGCUUCACGGCACUCGUUUAGUUAGAGAACAACCACGAACCCUUUCGAGAUAAAACACGUUUUUUGUGUGUGUUUUUUUUUUUGUACUUGGACAACAAAAUGCUGCGCCAUUUGGAGAAGAAGGACGUACAUUUGGCGGUCUCUGUUUCCAGGAUGCUUUGGCAGCUGAAAAACGAGUUCCGGUGGUGAAACGUCUUCAUUUUCUUUCUUUUUUUCUGCCAGGAAGUUGGAAGUAGUCGCUUUGGAAAUGAUUUUGAGCUUUGUUUUGGUCGGGAGAAGUUGCGGUGAUCUAAUCGCACCGUGCUGUAGUUUGUCGCAUUGUUGUCGUUGAAAGACAAAAGUUUGUGGUCGUUUAAUUGAACCAGUUCUCCGAAGACGAGUUUUGACCCUAUUCGGCUUCACUCCCCUCAGUUUUUUUGUAUUAUUAUUUUUUUUUAUUAAUGUGUGCUCCAAAAUAGGAUUCCAUGAAAGUCAUUAAGUGAACGGGACACCUUAUUUGGGCACCUCCAGAUGUUUAUCCCGAACAUAUUUUGCGUGUUUUCCCAACAUGUCAGCCUCCGCAGUGCCUCCAAAGGAACACUUCCAGUCUAAACCCCCGACGUGACCCCUUUUUUUUUUUUUUUUUUUUUCUUCUUUCUACCUUGGGAACUGUCAAUCAUCAUUUUGUGUUUGUGAGACCCGUGGACCCCCUGUGGGCAACAACAUGGCGCCCAGCACGCAUGCGCUCUGCCUGGCUGCGCGUGCCCGCUGAAGGAGGAGGAUGCGCGCGCACCACGAGGACCAUACCUGUCAUCGCGGGCGGAGGAAGGACAUACGUCUGACCAAUCAGUUGGCCCGGCCGGGUUCUGAAGCUUUGAAGACCACGCCAGCGUCGCCACAAUGAAUGAACGACAGGCACUCCACUCCAUCAUGAAGGACCUGGUGGCCCUGCAGAUGACGCGCCGGCAACCCGUCCUACCAUAUGACGGCGGCGGUAAACUCAAGAUACCUGCUCAGGCUAAUAAACAGGAGGACAUCAGGAUCAAGUUUGAGUUCUCAAGCGAGAAGCGAAUCCUCAUGUUUGGCCGACCCAUACAGUUUGAUGAUGUCCAACACAAAAUCAAGCUCGUGUUUGGCCAGGAACUGGACCUCCAUUAUAUGAGCAACGAGCAGUUGUCCAUCCCGCUGCGAGGCCAGGAUGACCUGGAUAAGGCCGUAGAUCUGCUGGACCGAAGCGCCAACAUGAAGAGCAUCCGGAUCCUGCUGCUCGCACAGGAACGCAAUAAUGCCCCCUCGCCAUCCCAGCACAUGCCUUGCAAACAGGUUCGAAUCAAGGCCUCACAGUCCACCGGAGACGUCAGCGCAGUGUACCCGGCCUUGGAGCCUAGGGGGCGCCACAUGUCCACCGGUUCUCAGAACGCGGGGCGCAGCUCGCCACCUCCCGGCUACGUACCAGAACGCCAGCAGAGGAUCGCUCGACAAGGUUCCUACACCAGUGUCAAUAGUGAAGGCGAGUUCAUCCCGGAGACCAGUGACCAGUGUGUUCUGGAUCCCUGGAGCAGUGCUGAGAACUCAGUGUCUGGAAGCUGUCAGUCUCUGGACAGUAACUCAGACAGCCCCUCCCUGAGGAAGUCCCGCAUGCACCGAGCCAAGAGUUACCCAGACAACAGACAAGAGUUUUCAGACAGGGAGAACCACGUCUACGACCGCAUAGUUGGCAAGGGAGGCACGUACCCUCGCCGUUAUCACAUCUCGCUGCAUCACAAGGACCUCAGCGAAGGGCGGCGCACCUUUCCGCGCAUCCGCCGCCCGCAGGGGAACCUCUUCACCCUGGUGCCUUCGCGCCGCUCUCGCAACGGCAGCGAAGAAAGCGUCGGCAGCUGGCAGCUGGUGGACACCCAGGGCAGGCUCCGACCACAGGAACGGCCCGUCGCCCAUAAAUCGCCCAGUGCUCCGGUGACGUGGCGGCGGGGCAAGCUCCUGGGCCAGGGGGCGUUUGGGCGGGUGUACCUGUGCUACGAUGUGGACACGGGACGGGAGCUGGCUGCCAAACAGGUUCAGUUCGAUCCCGACAGUCCAGAGACCAGCAAAGAAGUCAGCGCAUUGGAGUGCGAGAUCCAGCUGCUGAAGAAUCUUCGCCACGAGCGCAUCGUGCAGUACUACGGCUGCCUGAGGGACCGGAACGAAAGGACCCUCACUAUCUUCAUGGAGUACAUGCCCGGGGGCUCUGUCAAAGACCAGCUGAAGGCUUACGGGGCGCUGACGGAGCACGUGACCCGGAAGUACACCCGUCAGAUUUUGGAGGGAAUGUCCUACCUGCACAGCAACAUGAUUGUGCACAGGGACAUCAAAGGAGCCAACAUUCUGCGCGACUCGGAGGGCAACGUCAAGCUUGGUGACUUUGGGGCCAGCAAGCGUCUGCAGACCAUCUGCAUGUCUGGAACUGGUAUACGCUCUGUGACCGGCACCCCCUACUGGAUGAGCCCGGAAGUCAUUAGCGGGGAAGGCUACGGCAGGAAGGCCGACAUCUGGAGUCUGGGCUGCACGGUAGUGGAGAUGCUGACGGAGAAACCCCCGUGGGCCGAGUACGAGGCCAUGGCGGCCAUCUUCAAGAUCGCCACGCAGCCCACCAAGCCUCUGCUGCCGCCGCUCACCUCUGAGCAAGCGCACGACUUCGUCCGCCGUAUCUUCGUGGAGGCCGAGCUGCGGCCUGGCGCCGAGGAGCUGCUCAGACACCCCUUCUCGGACAGCUAACCUGGAUGUCGCGUGUAGCUUGUGGAGCUACCGGUGGAAACGCGCAGGUGGGGUGUUGAAAUCCAAAUACUGUCGCUGGUUCUUCUUUGAAUGCGAAGGCCACAUUCGUAAGAGCCUUCAAGAGUUGCCGCAGAGUGAUUAUGUCAUGCUGUCCUCUUUCGGUUGGCCCAUGGGCUCCUUUAAAAUUCAAAGUAAAGUGCACUGUAUGGACAAAGGUAUUGAGACACUUAUCCAUUGGUGUGGUUUGGUUUCAAAUUAGUGUUUCAAGCCUGGGUUAAGCUUUCAAUGUGGGGUUUCAAGCCAUACCUGUAGUUAUGGUUUCAAGCGUUUUCAAUGAUUGCGCAAAUGAGUGGUGUGUCCCAAAACGUUUGUCCACAUAGUUGUUCGCAUAUAUUGUAAGCUAUUUUUAAAUUGUUGUUGUGUAUUAAGGAAAGAAAUGCAAGUUGUAGAAUUGGUCUCAGAAAGUGUGUAGUCAAGCAUCAUGCACUAUUGAUCGGUGCAUGAUUGAUUGUGUUUCGGGGCUUGUCUAAUGUUGGAAAAGGUGUUUUGCAGUAGGUUGUUUUUGAGCCAUGUCACCAGGAAGUGACUGUUGUUGCCUUUGUUGUUGUUGUCGCCAAAUCCACUCACCAGUCACCAUUGACCUUAAUGAGAGGUUAAGUUUUCUAUGUUUUAUUUCUGUGUUAAAAGCAGUCAAAACCUCAAGAACAAAGCUUUAACAAUCAAUUGUAAAUCUAAUCAGAUGCACUUUUUAAAAUGAAUGUUAAAAAUUUGAUUUGUAUUUACUUCAAAUGUGAUUUUUUUCAAAUGUGAUUUUUGUUUUAUUGUAUUUGUUUUAAUUUAUGCCCCUGUGCCAGUUCACUUGGAUUUCAUAUUUUUUAUAUAUAUUUUUUUGUAUUCUAGUUGGUGUUGUUUUGACAAAGAAUGAGUUGAAAGCAGCUGGUUUUGCAGACUUGCAAUCCUGUUUCUUUUUAAUUUCACGCAGGAAACAAACUCUGGCUGGCCGAGUUCUGUUUGGGGGCACAAACAAAAUGUUAAUUCUGCAUUUCAAAGACAAUCGGAUGACAUUGUUAAAAAUAGACAUUUUAAAAUACAUUUUCCUUUCUUGCUUUUCAGAUGUAAUUCAAGAGCAUGUGAAGGUUUUUUGGUUGAGCCAAAUGACGACUUUGUUCACCUGGGGCGGGGUCCGUGCAGUGGCCACAACAUUAGGUACACCUGCACCGUAAUUAUUAUUUUUAUUUUAUUUUUUAAAAUCAAUAUAACAGCUAUCUAGAAUCCCAAUAGUAAUAGAAAAAUAAACAAAAUCUUUAUAUUUUUAUUUUUAUUUGUAUAAUUCAAAUUAAAAAGUAUGAUGUAGACAUACAUUCAUAUAUAAUAUAUAUAUAAUUGACAUAUACUAGAUUAAUAUUGGCGGCACGGUGGAAGACUGGUUAGCGCGUCAGCCUCACAGUCCUGAGGACCCGGGUUCAAUCCCCGGCCCCCCUCUGUAUGGAGUUUGCAUGUUCUUCCCAUGCCUGCGUGGGUUUUCUCCAGGCACUCCGGUUUCCUCCUGCAUCCCAAAAACAUGCAUUAAUUGGAGACUCUAAAUUGCCCGUAGGUGUGACUGUGAGUGCGAAUGGUUGGUUGUUUCUAUGUGCCCUGCGAUUGGCUGGCAACCAGUUCAGGGUGUACCCCGCCUCCUGCCCGAUGAUAGCUGGGAUAGACUCCAGGACGCCCGCGACCCUAGUGAGGAGAAGCGGCUCAGAAGAUGGAUGGAUGGAUAGAUUAAUAUUAAAAAAAAAAAAAAAAGUUUUAAUUUGUUUUUUUAUAACAGUAUAUAAAAGGUAUAUAUAUAAAACAUUUUGUAUUGUGUAUUUCAAUGAAAAUCUAAAUACACUUAUUUUUAAUGAUAAUUAUUUAUUUUUGUAUUUUUUUAGGUGUUGUGGUUGUCAUCUUACUGAUAGCAGGUCCUAGUAUUUUCUUUCCCCAUUGUAGCAAAUUAUCAAAAUACUACAGGUAGUGUCAAUCAAAAAUUACUCUUACGGUGGUGUCUUGAGAUACGAGUUUAAUUCUGUGUGCAUAUUAAAGAGGGAAAAUAGCACUAUAAUAUUAUUGAAGCGAGUUGAGUUCGCUGCCACCAUACGGCGUUCAUAUCUCACGUUUGCGCUCCCAAGUCAAAGCCAAAAAUCAUCUGAAUGACUGCUCGUACCUCGAAAACCCUGAAGUCGAGUCACUCAUAUCUCAAGGCGCAGCUGUAUUAUCAUUAUUAUUAUCAUCAUUCGCAGGUGUACCUAAUGUUGUGACUAAUUAUUGAAUGCGGAAUCUUCAUGCUAAUGCUAAAAUGCUAAAACAAAAAAAACAAAAAACUUGGGUUGAACAAUGAGCAUGAGCUAGUUUAGAUGUUUCUAUAUCUUCAUGCAUGUUUAUGUUUACCUAUUUUGUAUCAUGACGGGACUUGCAGUGCAAAGUCAAAAUGUAUUUUACAGAAAGCAGAGUUUAAUGACUUUUAUGUCUUUUUAUGUAUACAAAGUGCCUUCUAGAAAUAAAUAGAUUUGGGAAGUG